Messenger RNA from Paramormyrops kingsleyae, 3969 nucleotides. RefSeq names its product probable G-protein coupled receptor 149. Gene Ontology annotation, cellular component: plasma membrane; neuron projection. Gene Ontology annotation, biological process: neuropeptide signaling pathway. The record is from RefSeq and is a predicted model, not a curated record. Gene Ontology annotation, molecular function: G protein-coupled receptor activity; neuropeptide binding. Lineage: Eukaryota; Metazoa; Chordata; Actinopteri; Osteoglossiformes; Mormyridae.
AAACAAUGAAACUGUUCAUCCCUCCAUCCGGAUGAAUCUGGCAACCUUGAGCAGCAAGUAUAUAUAUAUAUAAAUAUAUAUAAGAAAUCAUGAGUAGAAUGAAUCACCACUUAAGCCAUGAUGAAGGUUGGCACUGACAAUAUGACAGAGCCAUUACUGUCGCAGCCCUGAUGUGUGAGUGCGACCCUGAGGCAGGCUUAUCCUGGGGAGGGAAAGGCAGAUGUUCCUCCACAGCCCCGGCAGAAAGCGGACAGCUCCGAUCCGCCUCCAUCAUCGCAGCCCGCGGAGCCGCUCCCUGUCACGUCGGGUCACUCGUCCCCGGGAGCUGUUCUGUUGACUGUAGCAGUUAGAGCUCCUGAGCAUGGCUUUAUGACUGCUGUCUUCCCAAGCCUCCUUACGGCAGAGCGCUGAUGUAAAAGGUCACUGCUCUCUUUGUGAACUCAUUUGCUGACCUUGAGGACAUGUGAGUCUCUGUACACGGCAGAUUUGAAUAGCGCUGUUACAUUAGGCUACACCGGACGCUGGCCUACAGAGCCCCACCCACGGAGAAGAAUGUGUGUCUCCAUCCUGUCCAUAAAGGACUGGCUGAAUAUCCAGGACUUAGCUGGGGGUUACAUACCGUGUUCUCCGUGUUCUUCAUCCAUACAGCGUGCUUAUAUGUGCGUCAGCUGGAAGAUCAGGUGAAAUUCUGCUCUCGUCUUAAGCCGACGCCACAUGUUCUUUGAACAAGGUCACUUGCUUUGAAGGUCCUGUGUUUUACAAACAGACAGCAGCUGGUCACUGUAAUAAUUCCUGCAUAUCCCUAUGAGAGGUGAGUCGGUGCUGCUCGGGACACAAUCCAAGCUUUAUGCUUCAGCGCGUUGACCCAAAAAUAACCCACGUGAAAUACACACUUAGGAUAUUUAUGGAUAUGGGAUUUUUAUUUAGUUUUUCUCUCAAAAUAUAGCAUGCAAAUGACGUGAUAAAAACACAGUAGAAUAUUACGCUUGCUGUUUGAGUUUUCGAUUUCAAAAUAAAGCACAAAGACAACUUCAUUUGAGUUCACAUUGGCUGUCAAGCAGACACAAGGGGAACAAAGGAAAGAGACGAGCCUAUUGAACGUCAAAUCAUUCCUGAAUUUUUCUCUAUGAGGCAAGAAACGCAAUGGUGUUAAUGUUAAUAUCGUUAUCAUACCCCACUAUGUAUGCACCCCGUGUGCAUGUCAUUCUGGAUAUGAUAGUUUCGGGAAAUGCUUCACGUGAAUUUCACCGAUUAACGCAGGACCUACCAUUACACACUUCCAGUUCCAGUUCUCUCUCACGUGAACUACCUUCGCAGAUAAGCAGAUGAUCAUGGUGCUGUGCUGCAGAAUAAUGGUCAUCAUUCUGGAGGCUCCGUGAUACAUUAGCAUUCCGUAAAAUCAGCCGAGGGGAGGAAAAACUCUCCUCCCACAACGAUCUGGCUGGAGAGAGAGGGAGCAGGAGCGGCGCGCCAGCUCAUUCAUGUUGAAUCAAAGUGAUGCGCCAAUCCUGCUUGGGCUGGCACUAAUGUACGCUUUGUCUCACCCACGUCCCCUGGUUCCUAAGAAAGGUUGGCGAUCGCAGUGUGCGAACGGGAAACAGAGCGCAGCCAAACACCACCAAACGCAUGUAGCGCUUUGCCGGAGCGCGUCGCCUGCUUCUUGCUGACAGCGAGUCCGUUGUAUCUUUCGCACGCUGGUACCAUUAGCAGGGAUGUGACGCCGUAAGCGACGCUUCUGCCACGGGAAACUUCAUUCGCUACAAAUGGGGAGCUGAGAGCCUUUUUGGAGCGGAGGAAAGGAAGUUAUUGAGGAAAAGUUGUGCGAAAAUGUCUGUGAAAUCCAGCGCGAUUUCGCUCAAUGACACGGAUGGCCAAGACAUGAUGGAUUUCCCUGAAGUUAAAAAACAUAUGAACUUAGUUCUCUUCGGUCUGUCCAUUGUCAUUGCCUUCGUUACUUUGGUGGGAGGCGUGUGUUCCCUCAUAUUUUUGCUCAAGAUGCGGCGAAAGACGCCGCUUUCUCUCAUAGUGGCUUCCAUGUCCAUUGACGACCUGAUCAGCGUCAUCCCGGUGUCGCUCUUCAUCCUGGGUCAGUGGCAGGGGCACAGCGCCGGGAGCGCGUCCUGCACGCUGUCCGCUCUCCUCUACGUAUUCCAGGGUGUGUCCAGCAACAUGAAAGCCUCUCUGAUUGUCGCCUACACUUUCUGCGUUACACGGCGCUUCACAGUGUUUCGAUGUGCCCGAAGACCGCUGAUCGUAUCUUGUGCGAUAGCUGCGGUGUGGCUCGCCAGCCUGGCAGUCAGCCUCCUGCCCGUGUGCGGCUGGGGAUCCUUCUCGCAGACAUCUCUGGGAUGCUUUGCGGAGGGCACCGGUUCUUACGCGUUGCUCCUUUUCGUGCUGUACUCGCUGAGCUUUUGCGGCUUUGUCGCAUUUUCCAUCCCUCUUACCCACCAGCUGCUGUGUUCCGGGGAACCUCAGAAGGCGUUUCACCCUAACUACGGGGGAUCGGCGGCAGACGGAUCGGCCCCGCUCUGCCACAUCCCCUCUCUGUCCCGAGAUAGCCUGGAGAAAAGUUUUGAGACUUUCAGCGAGAUUAAUUCUGAGCCUGUCGGUUUGAAAAGCCACACCUGUCCGACGUCUGCGGCUCAAAACAGCGGAAAGGAGGCAGCGCUAAACUCCGCAAACUCUACUCAGGUGUUUGCGCAAAUGCGCUUUUCCUUGAUCAUGGCGAUGGUUCGCAUCCUUUUGUGGAUGCCGAUGAUGGUACAGAUCCUAGUGAGUCACGUUGUUCAGGUACGGAGCCCCGUCUUUGAGACACCCAGCUUCUUCCUGACCUUACUGUCUGCCACGAUCACGCCGCUUUUUUUCUUAUCCAAACGCUGGGUUCAUCUGCCCUGCGGAUGUUUCAUCAACUGUCGGCGAGACGUAGCCCCGCAGCCGUCUGCUGGGAAAAAGAGAGGGUUUGAAUUUAACUUGUCAUUCCAGCAAGGUUAUGGAAUUUAUAAGAUUUCCCAGGCAAAGCUGCCCACUGUGGAAACAGCUCCAUACCACAGCUUGUUUGACUAUGAGUGCAGUGAGAGUAGACCUACUGCAGCACGAGCUGGGCCCAUUUCGAGGGGCACAAGUGAUGAGUUCAGGAUCGCAGCUGCUGAGGACAGCUCUCAGGACUGGGACAGGCGGGCGGUUGCCCCCCGCGAGGCCUCGUCGGACGGCCAUGGGCCCGGUCCUGGCUCGGUCCCCGGGCCGACUGCAGAGGACCACAACCUAGACAACUCAUCGGUGUUCGAGGGCCCGGAACGAAGGCUCUCCCACGGGGGAAGCCGGAAGAUGGAGCUGAGCGACUGGGAGUGGUGCCGGAGCAAGUCGGAGAGGACGCCGCGGCAGGUGCGUGGCCUGCAGAGGUCCAGCGGUGGCCUGUCCAUUCCACUGUGUGCCUUCCAGGGCACCGUGUCCCUCCACGCCCCCACAGGGAAGACCCUGUCCCUGUCUACUUAUGAGGUCAGUAGUGACGGACUCAAAAUAUCCCCAAACAACAAGAAGGUGGAGGUGUACCGAUCCAAGUCUGUGGGUCACGAGCCCCGGACAGAGGAGCCAGCUGACGGCACCACCGGCGACACCAAUGUGAAGAUCCACCUGGAGGUGCUGGAGAUCUGCGACAACGAAGAGGCUAUGGACAGCGUCUCCAUCAUCUCCAACAUCAGCCAGUCGUCAGCACACGCCCGGUCACCGUCGCUGCGCUACUCCCGCCGGGAGAACCGCUUCGUGUCCUGUGACUUGGGCGAGACGGCGUCCUACUCUUUGCUCAUCCCCACCAGCAACCACGACUCCGACAUCAACAUCCACAUCCCCGACACGGUGGAGGCUCACCGCAGGAACAGCCGGAAGCAGCACCAGGAGAGGUCCGGGUACCAGGAGGAGAUCCAGCUGCUGAAUGAGGCCUACAGGAGGCAGGAGGGGGCCCGGGACACCUAG